AUGCAGCUACCGGUAACCCUUGCUGUCGCCGCUUUGGCAUCGACUGUUGUCCAGGCACGAGACUUCAUCCCUCGGCCUGACAUUCAGCCUGGUCCCAUUAAGCCUUACAAGGCUAUCCCGAAGUCAACUCCUCGCACGAAGACUUGCUUUGUGAAGCCUAGCUGUACUAAGGGUCGCGAUGAUACCCCCAAGAUCAUGGCCGCCAUGCAUGAGUGCAACAACGGCGGUACCAUCGUUCUAGACAGCGAAUACAAUGUCUGCUCGCCGAUGGACCUUCGCUUCCUUAAGCACGUUGACAUUGCCAUCACUGGUACCAUCAACUUCUGCGAUGAUGUCGAUCAUUGGCUGCCUCUGCUGUUCAUGUAUGACUACCAGUUCGCCGCCAGCCAGUGGGUUAUUGGUGGCGAGGACGUCAACAUUUACGGCGCCGGAGUCGGUACUUUGAAUGGCAAUGGUCAGAACUGGUACGACCGUUUCGACACGAACAGAACCUUGAUCCGCCCUAUUCUUCUUUUGACAGACGGUCUGCGCGGUGGCUCAAUUACCGGUCUUAAGAUGCGCAACUCUGCCAAGUGGCACAACCUCAUUAUGAAUUCCAGCGACGUUCUGAUCUCAGAUUUCGACAUCUAUUCCCGGUCUACCAGCAGUUACGAGGCAAAGAAUCUAGAUGGAUGGGAUACUUACAUCUCAGACAAUAUCAUCAUCCAGAACUCCUGGGUUGAGCAUGAUGAUGACUGCGUCUCAUUUAAGCCCAACAGCACAAACAUCAUUAUCCAGGGCCUCACAUGCUUUGGGUCUCACGGUAUUUCUGUUGGCUCCCUUGGCCAGUAUCCUAAGAGCUUCGACAUCGUAGAGAAUGUGUACAUCUACAACAACACUCUCAACGGCGCCGCUGAUUCUGCUCGUAUCAAGGUGUGGCCGGGUGCUGAAACCGACUUCCAGCCCGAUCUGGCAGGCGGCGGUGGAGCUGGAUACGUUCGCAACAUCACCUACGACGGCUUCUAUGGCACCAACAAUGACAACGCCAUCAAGAUUGACCAGUGCUACGGAGAGAAGAACGCCACUCGCUGCGCCGAGUUCCCCUCCAAGAUGAACAUCUCCGACAUUGUUUUCAAGAACUUUGCCAUUACAACCAACUCAAAGAACGCCCCUCGUGCCGGUGACUUGAUCUGCAGUGGCCCUGGCACAUGCAAGAACAUCCGCGCGGACAACAUCACUAUUACUGUUCCAGGAACCCAAGAACAAUACUGGGCCUGCAGAUAUGUAGACGAGUCGUUGUUGAACCUUGGUGGUCGGGGCUGCGUGCCCGCUUGA
This is a messenger RNA of Colletotrichum truncatum, 1314 nucleotides long. The record is from RefSeq and is a predicted model, not a curated record. NCBI's taxonomy places the organism in Eukaryota, Fungi, Ascomycota, Sordariomycetes, Glomerellales, Glomerellaceae.